AAUUUAACGAAAUGUACGUUCGCAAACGUCCAGUGCCAGUGGUUGCGGUCAACGAGGACGCGCCACCAGCCGCUCAACCCUUCCUCAUGAACUUCGCCCAACCAGCUGAACCGGAACCAUCACCACUACAACAGCUUGCUGCCAUUGCUGCUAUCCUUGCUGCGCAGAAACGACGUGAAAAUGAUUAUCGUGAUUCGAAUAGUGAUGUGGAUGAUGACACGGAAUUUUUUAACAGUGUCGGCUUGCCGUUCCGCAUGCGUAUAGCAGCCACGCCAUCCUCCAUUGGUGGUGAGCAAAUGGUGAACGCGGCUGAUAAAACAUGGGACGAGUUUUGGCGCAACGUAUGCCGCAGCAAUCAAUAAUAUGACUGAAGAAAAGGCAGUGCAAAUUAGGCUGCAUUCCAAAACGACAAAAUACAAAGCAUCAGUCUCUGUUACUUACAAACCCCAGUAGAUUGUAAUGUUUGAUGCUAGUUUGUGCGGUUUAGAAAUAAAAGCGACUGAUACCUUUGUAUUUUGACGUUUUGGAAUGCAAUUGGUUAUUCUUUUUAAUUGG
Rhagoletis pomonella (apple maggot) is the source of this 555-nucleotide messenger RNA. RefSeq lists its product as uncharacterized. NCBI's taxonomy places the organism in Eukaryota, Metazoa, Arthropoda, Insecta, Diptera, Tephritidae. The record is from RefSeq and is a predicted model, not a curated record.